UGCAGUCUGCUGUGAUAUGAAGUGACGACGUGCUGAGAGUGUGAAACAGGAAGACUUGGACAACUUCCUUUAAAAUGUGAUGGAUCCUACUCAAAGGCCAAAUGGACCAAUCCAGAGACAGGAUGCUUGUGUCAGUGACCUGCCCAUGCCUCUGAUUGCUGAUGAUGAUAUUUACGAGUAUGUUGAAGAAAAUCCGUAUGAGAGCACCUUGAGUGGGCUCAUCAUACCCCCAACCGAAUCCCAGCCCAAACCUCCAUGCCCUCCCAGGGGGCAGGGGGCAGGAGGGCCGGGGGAUACGGACCGCCCAAACAUAAAUGGACCUCCCCCAGUCACUCGCCCUCUCCGUCCCCCUCCCCCUCCCCCUCCCCCCAGACCCAGGUUUCCUAGUGCAUGUUUGCCAGUCAGACAAGUCCGUGCACCACCCCCUCCUGUCCCCCAAAGGAUAAACGUACCCCUCGGCAAAAUCAAAAAGCAGAGCUGUGAUGAAUACACUGCCCCCCCUCAAAAGCUGAAUCGUUCCAGGACGGAAAUAGACAAUCAUGAUCCAUGGGCCAUCAAAGUAACGGACACCCCAGAGGGCAGCACCAAGACCCUGGCCUCUUUUAGUGCAGCAACUUCCAA
This is a messenger RNA of Notothenia coriiceps (black rockcod), 621 nucleotides long. RefSeq names its product protein enabled homolog. The transcript has 2 exons. The record is from RefSeq and is a predicted model, not a curated record. Lineage: Eukaryota; Metazoa; Chordata; Actinopteri; Perciformes; Nototheniidae. The annotation marks the transcript as partial.